AUAAUUUUUCUUAUACUCCGUAUUUGUAGCUGUCUCGUGUUUAUAAAAUUGUGUAUAACAAAUCGGCAAUAAAAGAGAAAGAUAUAUUUUAAAAAGAAUUGUAAGGAAUAUAUAAAUAUCACGGAAAAAUGUGAUAUUAUAAAAUGUAAACAUGUCAAAUAUAGAAAUUGUUGACAGCAACAUUUCUACCAAUUCAGAAAAGUCUUGUGUAUUUGAUUCAUCGAUUAACAUAGAUGAAAUUUCGUACAACGAUUUUUUUUCUAAUUAUCUUAUUGCCAAUAAACCAUGUAUUAUUCAGUCAAAUGCGACAAAAAACUGGCCAUGCAAAAAAGAUUGGAUACAGAAUGGAGCGCCAAACUUCACCUUGCUAAAACAAUUAUUUGGCGAUUGCACAGUUCCUGUAGCUGAUUGUAACAAACGAUUCUACAAUUCUCAGGAUAAAGAUGAGAUGACAAUAAACGAUUACCUAAACUACUGGAUGGAUUUUAGAGCUCAAAAUUACCCAACUGACUCUCCACUUCUCUACUUAAAAGAUUGGCAUUGCAAAAAGGAACAUCCAAAAAUGUCCAUUUACCAAGUUCCGAAAUAUUUUGCUUCAGAUUGGCUAAACGAAUAUUACAGCGGUCGAACAAAUUUAAAUGACGAUUACAUGUUCGUUUACAUCGGCCCUAAAGGUUCUUGGACACCUUUCCACGCUGAUGUUUUUUCUUCCUACAGUUGGUCAGCGAACAUUCAUGGAAGAAAACGCUGGCUAAUUUUUCCACCCGGUGAAGAAAAUCAUCUGCGUGAUUCAUUCGGGAAAUUAAAUUACGACGUUUUAGAAGACGAAAGAAUUAAGAAUGACAAUAAGUCAGUUAAGUUUUAUGACAUCAUUCAAGAAACUGGUGAAAUUAUAUUCGUCCCUUCAGGCUGGCAUCAUCAAGUUUGGAAUUUGGAAGAUACGAUUUCCAUAAAUCAUAACUGGGUUAAUGGUUGCAAUAUCAAUAACAUGUGGCUAGCAUUAAAAAACGAAUUAUUAUCUGUAAUGAGAGAAAUAGAAGACUGCAAAGAAAUGGAAGACUGGUCCUCACACUGUCAACUGAUGCUGAAAGCAUCCCAUGGAAUGAACUACGCUCAAUUUUAUGACUUCCUCUCCUUUAUUGCUGAAAAGCGAAUAAACUCUCUGGUCUAUAAAACACCGAAUCUAUCCUUUGAUACCUGGAUUUUCGGAAAAAAUCACAAUCUUUUCGAUUUACGACAAAUAAAAAUUAUUCUUGAAAACUUUGUUGAAGAUGCGAAAGAUAAAUCUAUAUACAAUCUUAUCUGCAAGAACGAUGAAGUCGAGAUGCUCUUAAAUAAAAUUGAAUUAGUAUUUCAAAGUUGUAAAUAAAUUCCUAAAUGUUUAUUUCUAAAAGAAAAAAUUUAAAUUGUAA
Molecule: messenger RNA, 1412 nt
Organism: Belonocnema kinseyi
Lineage: Eukaryota; Metazoa; Arthropoda; Insecta; Hymenoptera; Cynipidae
Gene: JMJD4
Product: 2-oxoglutarate and iron-dependent oxygenase JMJD4
Exons: 4
Coding region: 152-1369 (405 amino acids)
Biological process (GO): positive regulation of translational termination; negative regulation of gene expression; protein hydroxylation
Cellular component (GO): cytoplasm; nucleus
Molecular function (GO): histone H4R3 demethylase activity; sequence-specific DNA binding
Source: RefSeq, a predicted model, not a curated record